AUGCUUCACGCUUCACGGCUUGCUUGGGGCCCCUUCGUCCUCAACACCCGCGUGAUUCCUGACUGGUGGCAGUCGUUCCAGAGGGAGGAUCAGCACCGGGUGGCUCGUGCUCGCGCCACGCAGCUCCGCACACCUCGUGACGAGAGCAGACAGAACGACGUCACUCCCAUCACGUUGCGCGAGGCGGAGGAACUAGUCAAGACAUAUACACGAAACCACAACGCAGAGGAUCUCAGUUGGAUUGUGCAGUACAUUCGAGAGACGAUGGGGGAGCCGCUGAAUCUCCUCUAUUAUCACUCCCUUUUUCGUGUUUUUAAUUACACUCGGGAUAAGGAGAAUAUUGAGCAACUUCUUCAUGUCAUUACAGAAAGUGGGGAGGCGGACAUGGGUACAUACGCCCUUGUGGUAGACGCACUGCACUGCUUAAGCCCUGUAGAUACACUCGCACGGAUUAUGCGCAUGAUCGCCGUCACCCAAACGUCAUUUGGAACUCUGCUAUCUGAAAGCGGUUGCCCGUUGUUAACGUCAUUGCUUCACCAUUUGGCGAACACCGGCAAGUAUCCGUCUACUGCGAGCUUGCUUGUGGUGUUUUGGAUACGGGCAUUGGGAGCCCAGCUCUGUGAUUGGGACUAUGUACAUGUCUUAUCAGCGUUGCUUUCGCAUCCAGACGACUUUCCUCAAAUAAGAAGCACUUUGGGUGCUUUUAGCGAUUUUUCUCGAGGCACUGUAAGCCCCGAGGCCCUUUUUAGGCGACUAGAGGACCGUGGGGAGCUGUCGCCGCCCUCAAGUCCACUCAACACAAUUGUUGCUGCGAUGCGAGUAUCACUUUCACAGGCAGGCGUGAAUCUUGAGGAACCCGUGCAGAAUUGCGUCAUCAACACGAGAACCGCCGGUUUGCCAUCCAUGGUGGAACAUAUUGUGAAUGAUAUGACCUCACUUGCCACCAGCGGAAAUUUUAACGGUGAUCUUUUGAGCUGCUACCAUGUGCUUGCGUUGCUCUAUAGUACCCUUAGAAAUGAUACCGCAGCUGUGGAAACACUGCGAUAUGUCGCGCGCGAGAUAAGACGCCGGGAGCGCUCUGUCGAAUAUGAAGGCGGAAAUGCUGCUUUGGCGCCAAUUGGUGAAUAUGUGCACCACCACUACCUGAUGGACAUUGGCAGUGUUCUCAACCGUGUCAGCAUGAGAACACUGCAGCGGGCACGGGUGGAUUACGCCCAUUUGGCCCAGAAUGCGAGUUCUGACGUCUCGGAGAAUGAUGUUGUGGCGGCUGAGAGCUACGCGAUUCUCUUUGUACGUAGCAACGAGGAGGCGGAGGAGGCGCUUCGACAGGCAUCGCAGAGUGUUGACUUGUCAAGUCAGCGUACACGACUUUCCACGAAGCUGUUAUUUCGAAGAUUUGUCGAGCUUUGUGCCCGGCACCCAAAGCGGAACUGUAAGCUCACGCCCGUCGGUCUGGAGGAGCGGCGGAAGUGGGGCAGGUAUCUUGACGCGCGAGAUACCUCACUUGCCCUCUUUGGUUCCGCAAAGCAGGCGCGUGAUUCCAUGAAACACUUGUUCUACAAUGACAACAAGCUGCCGGAGCUGCGCAGCCACGCAAUGAUUGAGCGGGACAUGAAUGACACAGCGGCGUUGUUUAAGUGGAGGCGGGCCCCAACCAUUGCAUCGCUACGGGUACGUUCCUCCCUCCCUCAUGUACGUUGUCCAGCGGAUCCUGUGCCCCGUCAUCUGUGGGAUCCGGAUGUAUACAACCCCUAUCCACAACUCAUGCUGCAGAUGAGCCCCAUGGAUGAUGAGCGCGUUACGGAGGACAUCUUUCAGGAGUUAUGGCAUGUUCUCAUGAAUCCAUCGGUGGUUGGAACAGAUCAGUGGUACUUGCGUGACACGGAAAUGUAUCUGCUGCUUUUGCGGUGUCUCAUUCAUCGGCUUGAUUGGGAGGCGGCGGUUCACCUGACACUCAAGACAAUGGAAAACCUAACAUACACCUACAUGAUGGAUCACGAGGUAACGUUAAUGUUUAAAGAAAUUGGUGACCCCGCUGGUUGCCUAGCGUUUAAGGUGGCAACCAAACUCUUUGAUGGACGUAUUAUCAAGGACGGCCAAAGUAAGCGGGAAAAGUUUCACCAGGAACAGUUUGGCGAGGUUUGA
Messenger RNA from Trypanosoma cruzi, 2145 nucleotides. RefSeq lists its product as uncharacterized. The record is from RefSeq and is a predicted model, not a curated record. Bases 1 to 2145 code for a protein of 714 amino acids. NCBI's taxonomy places the organism in Eukaryota, Euglenozoa, Kinetoplastea, Trypanosomatida, Trypanosomatidae. The transcript has a single exon.